GGGAAGGGGGCGGAAAGUUACACAGUAAGGGCACACAGGUCCUCAGGGCUUCAGGAGCCAAAGCUAUGGGAGUCCUCAAAGGUCAGUGUGAGCAAGGACAAGGGCCAGGGCAAGAGCCAGAGGCAGCCACAGAGUGAGACAAGUUGUGCAGAUUACAACCUUCUCCUCAGCAAUAACUUGCUUGUCAUGGCUUGUGAUUUAGGGACAGACCCAGGCCUAGGCCUUCAUAUAUCAUUUCAUUUGAGCCUCACAAUUUCCUGCUCAGAGGGCUCCUCUUCUUAUCCCCAUUCCCACUCCAAAGCCCAGAGAGUUUAAAUGACUUGUCCCAGAUGAUCUAGCCGGUAAGUUGCAAAGUUCAUACUUGAACUGUUUAGUUCUGAUGGCUGCCCUGUGCAUCACAGUUGCAUCCUUGUGAGACACACAUGAGAGACCGGGGCUGGUUCAAGAAUGAGAAGUAAACAAGUGUAGGAAAAAGACAGAAGCGGAAGGAGGAAUGAUGCGGAAGGAGGAAUGAGGGGAAUGAGGAACGGAGGAGAGACAGUGAGCAUGACCUAUCCAGGAGGGGCAUCAGUCUGGAGGCAGCAGGCGGGGCUCAAGUUCUCUGCUCACAGGCCCCCUGACCCUCAGCAGGGCUCGCCGUCUUGCUGUGCGGACAGCAUCUUCCCAUCCGGCCUGUCCCUGGGAGCCCCGGCCUCAUCCUCCUCAGUGGCAGGCCACUCAGCUUCACAGGAAAUGCUCUUUCUCUAAUUGGCAUUGAAAUCCACAGCCCUCCCUUUUCCUGUAGGUGGGGUUUCCAUAGGAAAAAGCUGCUUCUCUGUUUCCCUAGCCUAGUUACUGUUUGGAAGUCUGCUCCCCACAUCCUGCUUUACUGGGUCAAGUCCCUCUUAGAGCACUCUUGUCCAUGGUUGCUGAAGUGGACCAACUGCUACUGCUGUGGGCUCUCCCUUGGCAAUUUUACUUCAUCUGUGCUUGGACCUCGCAGACUGCUUCCAAUGAAAAUGACCUUGCCUGAAAAUCCUGCUUGUUCCAUCGUCUUCUAAUUAUGGGACAAGGCUGUGCCAGCACAUCUUGGGGCAGGAGAACGGGGCUCAUCGAGCCACCCAGAAAACACUGGAGGACCUGUCCAGCCUUUGAAGAGCUCUAGCGGCCUCUGACCCUAGCCCACUCUGGGGGUAAGCAUGAUGCCACUUCUGCAACUUCUGCUGGGGCUUUUCGGGCCAGGUGGCUACUUGUUCCUUUCAGGGGAUUGUCAGGAGGUAGCCACUCUCACAGUGAAAUACCAAGUGACAGAGGAGGUGCCGCCUGGUACAGUGAUAGGGAAGCUGUCCCAGGAACUGGGCCGGGAGGAGAGGCAUGGGCAGACAGGGGCUGCCUUCCAGGUCUUGCAACUGCCCCAGGCGCUCCCCAUUCAGGUGGAUGCUGAGGAUGGCUUGCUCAGCACUGGGAGGCGGCUAGAUCGAGAGCAGUUGUGCCGGCAGCGAGAUCCCUGCCUGGUUUCCUUUGAUGUGUUUGCCACAGGGGAUCUAACUCUGAUCCACGUGGAGAUCCAAGUGCUGGACAUCAAUGACCACCAGCCACAGUUUCCCAAAGGAGAGCAGGAGCUGGAAAUCUCUGAGAGUGCCUCUCUGCACACACGAAUCCCCCUGGACAGAGCUCUUGACCCAGACACUGGCCCUAACACGCUGUACUCUUAUACUCUGUCUCCCAGUGAGCACUUUGCCCUGGAUGUCAUCAUGGGGCCUGAUGAGACCAAACAUGCCGAACUUGUGGUGGUGAAGGAGCUUGACCGGGAAGUCCACUCGUUUUUUGAUCUGGUUUUAACUGCCUAUGACAGUGGGAACCCUCCCAAGUCAGGCACCAGCUUAGUCAAGGUCAAUGUCCUAGACUCCAAUGACAAUAGCCCUGUUUUUGCCGAGAGUUCACUGGCAUUAGAAAUCCGUGAAGAUGCUGCCCCUGGCACCCUCCUCAUAAACCUGACUGCCACGGACCCUGACCAAGGCCCCAAUGGGGAGGUAGAGUUCUUCCUCGGCAAGCAUGUACCUCUAGAGGUAUUACACACCUUCAGUGUCGAUGCCAAGACAGGCCAGGUCAUUCUGCGCCGACCCCUGGACUAUGAGAAGAAUCCUGCCUAUGAGGUGGAUGUCCAGGCAAGGGACCUGGGUCCAAAUCCCAUCCCAGCCCACUGCAAAGUUCUUAUUAAGGUCCUGGAUGUCAAUGACAAUGCUCCCAGCAUCCACAUCACGUGGGCCUCGCAGCCAUCUCUGGUGUCAGAAGCUCUUCCCAAGGACAGUUUCAUUGCUCUUGUCAUGGCAGAUGACUUAGACUCAGGAAACAAUGGCCUGGUCCACUGUUGGCUGAAUCAAGAGCUGGGCCACUUCAGACUGAAAAGGACUAAUGGCAACACAUAUAUGCUGCUAACCAAUGCCACUCUAGACAGGGAGCAGUGGCCCAGAUAUACCCUUACUCUGUUAGCACAGGACCAAGGACCCCAGCCCUUGUCUACCAAAACACAGCUCAGCAUUCAGAUCAGUGAUGCCAACGACAACGCACCUGUAUUUGAGAAGAGCCGGUACGAGGUCUCCACUCGGGAGAACAACCUGCCCUCCCUUCACCUCAUCACCAUCAAGGCUCAUGACGCAGACUUGGGCAGUAAUGGGAAAAUCUCAUACCGCAUCCAGGACUCCCCAGUUUCUCACUUAGUUGCUAUUGACUCAGACACUGGAGAGGUCACUGCUCAGAGGUCACUGGACUAUGAAGAGAUGGCUGGCUUUGAAUUCCAGGUGAUAGCAGAGGACAGAGGCCAACCCAAGCUUGCAUCCAGCAUCUCUGUGUGGGUCAGCCUCUUGGAUGCCAACGAUAAUGCCCCGGAAGUGAUUCAGCCUGUGCUCAGCAAUGGAAAAGCCAGCCUCUCGGUGCUUGUAAAUGCCUCCACAGGCCACCUUCUGGUGCCCAUCGAGACUCCCAGAGGUUUGGGUCCAGCAGGUGCUGGCUUACCACCUCUGGCCACUCCCAGCUCCCAGCCAUUUCUUUUGGCAACCAUUGUGGCAAGAGAUGCAGACUCCGGGGCGAAUGGAGAGCUCCUCUACAGCAUCCGAAGUGGAAAUGAAGCCCAUCUCUUUGUCCUCAGCCCUAAUCUGGGGCAUCUAUUCAUCAAUGUCACUAAUGCCAGCAGCCUCAUUGGGAGCGAGUGGGAGCUGGAGAUACUGGUAGAAGACCAUGGCAGUCCCCCCUUGCAGACCCGAGCCCUGUUGAAGGUCAUGUUUGUCACCAGUGUGGACCACCUAAGGGACUCUGCCCAUGAGCCGGGGGUCCUGAGCACAUCGGUACUGACUGUGAUUUGCCUGACUGUAUUACUAGCCAUCUUCGGGUCGAUCUUGGCUCUGUUUGUGUCCAUCUGCCGAACAGAGAAGAAGGACAACAGGGCCUACAACUGUCGGGAAGCUGAGUCCACUUAUCGCCACCAGCCCAAGAGGCCCCAGAAACACAUUCAGAAGGCGGACAUCCACCUGGUGCCCGUGCUCAGGGGCCAGGCAGAUGACUCUGGUGAAGUCGAGCAGUCCCACAAGGACACAGGCAAGGAAGCAAUGAUGGAAGCAGGCUGGGACCCCUGCCUACAGGCCCCCUUUCACCUCACACCAACCUUGUACAGGACCCUGCGUAACCAAGGCAACAAGGGGGCACUGGCAGAGAGCCAAGAGGUGCUGCCGGAUACUGUCAGUCUCCUUUUCAACCAUCCCAGGCAGAGGAACGCCUCCCGGGAGAACCUGAACCUUCCUGAGUCCCCGUCUACCCCAGGCCAGCCACGUGCCAGGCCUCUGAAGGUUGCAGGCAGCCCCAUGGGGAGGCUGGCUGGAGACCAGGGCAGCGAGGGGACCCCGCUGAGCCCACCCACCUCCUCUGCAACCCUGAGGCGGCAGCGGAAUCUCAAUGGCAAAGUGUCCCCUGAGAAAGAAUCAGGCCCCCAUCAGAUUCUGCGGAGCCUGGUCCGAUUAUCUGUGGCUGCUUUUGCAGAGAGGAAUCCCGUGGAGGAGCUCACUGUGGAUUCUCCUCCUGUUCAGCAAAUCUCCCAGCUGCUGUCCUUACUGCAUCAGGGCCAAUUCCAGCCCAAACCAAACCACCGGGGAAAUAAGUACUUGGCCAAGCCCGGCAGCGGCAGGAGUGCAAUCCCAGACACAGAUGGCUCAGGUGCCAGGGCUGGUGGCCAGGCAGAACCAGACCAGGAGGAAGGGCCCUUAGAUCCUGAAGAGGACCUCUCUGUGAAGCGGCUGCUUGAAGAAGAGCUGUCAAGCCUGCUGGAUCCCCACACAGGCCUGGCCCUGGACCGGCUGAGCGCACCUGACCCAGCCUGGAUGGCGAGGCUGUCUUUGCCCCUCACCACCAAUUACAGAGACAACGUGUUCUCCCCUGACGCUGCAGCCCUGGAGGAGCCAAGGACCUUCCAGACGUUCGGCAAGGAGGCAGGGCCUGAGCUGAGCCCCACGGGCACACGGCUGGCCAGCACCUUCCUCUCAGAGAUGAGCUCGCUGCUGGAGAUGCUGCUGGAGCAACGCUCCAGUGUGCCAGUGGAGGCUGCCUCUGAGGCCCUGCGGCGGCUCUCCGUCUGUGGAAGGACCCUCAGUCUAGACCUGGCCACCAGCGCGGCCUUGGGCACAGAAACACAGGGGGCCCAGGUGGAAAGAAAAGGGCUGAGGGCAGGACCAGUGGCGGCAAGUGCCCGGGAACACACCUUGGAGGCCUCCAUAUCUAAGAACCAGGUCCCCUAG
Marmota flaviventris (yellow-bellied marmot) is the source of this 4763-nucleotide messenger RNA. RefSeq names its product protocadherin 12 (gene Pcdh12). NCBI's taxonomy places the organism in Eukaryota, Metazoa, Chordata, Mammalia, Rodentia, Sciuridae. Gene Ontology annotation, biological process: homophilic cell-cell adhesion. Gene Ontology annotation, molecular function: calcium ion binding. Gene Ontology annotation, cellular component: plasma membrane. The record is from RefSeq and is a predicted model, not a curated record.